Gopherus evgoodei (Goodes thornscrub tortoise) is the source of this 2600-nucleotide messenger RNA. RefSeq names its product tyrosyl-tRNA synthetase 1 (gene YARS1). Gene Ontology annotation, molecular function: tyrosine-tRNA ligase activity; ATP binding; tRNA binding. The coding region runs from base 144 to 1730 and encodes 528 amino acids. The record is from RefSeq and is a predicted model, not a curated record. The transcript is spliced from 14 exons. NCBI's taxonomy places the organism in Eukaryota, Metazoa, Chordata, Testudines, Testudinidae. Gene Ontology annotation, biological process: tyrosyl-tRNA aminoacylation.
GGGCGGCUGAGGCGUCGCGCGGAGCUGAUGCAACCCGGCGCCGGCGACUGGAGCAGGGCAGCGGGGGCGCCUCGCCGGGGAGCAGCGCAGCGCAGCGGGCCGGGUCACGUUUGUAACAGCUUUACUGGUCAAAGGCUGACGCAAUGGGGGACGAGCUGACCCCGAGGGAGAAAUGCCACCUGAUCACCCGGAACCUACAGGAGGUUCUCGGGGAGGAUAAGCUGAUGACCAUCCUGAAGGAGCGAGAUCUGAAGGUGUACUGGGGGACAGCCACGACAGGCAAGCCUCAUGUAGCCUACUUCGUACCAAUGUCCAAGAUUGCAGACUUCCUGAAGGCUGGAUGUGAGGUGACGAUCCUGUUCGCUGACCUCCACGCGUACCUAGACAACAUGAAGGCGCCGUGGGAGCUGCUGGAGCUGCGCACGCACUACUACGAGACCGUGAUCAAGGCCAUGCUGGAGAGCAUUGGCGUGCCUCUUGACAAGCUGAAAUUCAUCCGGGGCACUGACUACCAGCUCAGCAAGGAAUACACAUUGGACGUCUACAGGCUCUCCUCUCUCGUCACCCAGCACGAUGCCAAGAAAGCUGGAGCAGAGGUGGUGAAGCAAGUGGAGCAUCCCUUGCUGAGCGGUCUACUCUACCCAGGACUGCAGGCCCUGGACGAGGAGUACUUGAAGGUUGAUGCUCAGUUUGGAGGAGUGGAUCAGAGGAAGAUUUUCACCUUUGCAGAAAAGUACCUGCCCUCCUUGGGCUAUGCCAAGCGCCUCCAUUUGAUGAACCCAAUGGUUCCGGGGCUGACAGGCACCAAGAUGAGCUCUUCAGAGGAGGAAUCGAAGAUCGACCUUCUGGAUCGGAAGGAGGACGUGAAGAAGAAACUGAAGAAGGCAUUUUGUGAGCCGGGAAACGUGGAGAACAACGGCAUUCUGUCAUUCAUCAAGCACGUUCUCUUCCCACUCAAGUCAGAGUUUGUGAUAUUGAGAGACACAAAAUGGGGAGGAAACAAAACCUACACGACUUAUGAAGAGCUGGAAAAGGACUUUGCAACUGAGGUUGUGCACCCGGGGGACCUGAAGAGCUCAGUGGAACUGGCUCUGAACAAGCUGCUUGACCCCAUUAGAGAGAAGUUCAACACCCCAGAACUGAAGAAAUUGACCAGCACAGCAUAUCCUGACCCAUCUAAAUCCAAGGCUUCAGUGAAAAACUCCACCAAGAAUUCAAACCCUGAGGAUGUGGUCCCGUCCCAACUGGACAUCCGUGUUGGCAAAGUGGUCAGCGUGGAAAAGCACCCUGAUGCCGACAGCCUGUACCUGGAGAAGAUUGACGUGGGUGAGCCCGAACCCCGGACGGUGAUCAGCGGCCUGGUGCAGUUUGUGCCGAAGGAGCAGCUGCAGGACAGGAUGGUGGUGCUGCUGUGCAACCUGAAGCCCCAGAAGAUGAGGGGAGUGGAGUCCCAGGGCAUGCUGCUGUGUGCUUCCAGCGUGGGUGAGCCCCGUCGAGUGGAGCCCCUGGACCCACCAGCAGGUUCCUGCCCAGGGGAGCGUGUCUAUGUGGAAGGCUAUGAGAGUGGGCAGCCUGCUGACGAGCUCAGACCUAAGAAGAGAGUCUUCGAGAAGUUGCAGGCUGACUUCCGGAUCUCUGAGGACUUUGUUGCCCAGUGGAAGCAGAAGAAUUUCAUGACCAAGCUGGGGAAUGUCUCGUGUAAAACACUGAAGGGUGGGAACAUCAGUUAACAAGUGCCAGCCCGUCCCCCUUGUCCUCUCCUCACCUGUUGCCAUCCACUGCUCCAUUUUGGGUUCUGUUCCCCCAACCUCCACCACGAUCGCCGCAGGGCCACGCUCUCCCCACUGCAGCAUGCAUCUAAGUGAGGGAGAUUCAGCCCAAAGCACUUGGGGGUCGAGGCUGAAUGUGCGAAAUGUGGUAGUUGGUUCACACCUUGCAACUGAACUUGGGUAGGUUUGGUGGAGAACCAACCUCCAGAAGCAGCCUGUUUCCCUUCGAGCUGCCAUUGACCUGCUCCCACCCAGCUGAUCUCUGGAGAAGGCCAAGCAUGAUUCAGGGACCAUGUAGCUCCUGAGCACCCAGCAGGAGCUAGCGCUGCAACCUGUUGUCUGUUUCCCCUGUGAGUCCUCCUACGUGCAGCUCUCCUGAAGUAUCCGAAGUCGGGGUAAAGUGUGAUUUAUAAAAGCACAGGCUGGGUGGAUUCCAGCCUCUCUGAAGGUUGCACUAGAGCCGGCUAGAAGCUGCCGCCGUUGGAAAGCUCUGCUCAUUUUAAAUGCAAGUAUUUCAGAGAAGAAUAGUCGUUCAAACCUGUGUCGUUCGUAACGGGGAAGAGGGACUGCGGGACAUCCUGUGUAAAGACAGUCACCUUACAUCUGCCUCAGCCCCCCCUGCGAUCUGUGCAGGGCUUGAACUGCCAAGACAAGGGGGCUGGGCCUGUGGAGGGCACGCAAGGCUCUCCAGACACACCGGGCUGCUCUGCAAGCCCAGGGCCAGGGUUGUGGAGCUCAGCCCAUGGAGCUGCAGGUGGGAUCCUCUCCCUUUAGUGUUGAAUCUGAAAUCAUCCGUCAUUGUUAAAAACCCCAAUAAAGUGUGAAACUGCC